Messenger RNA from Durusdinium trenchii, 5358 nucleotides. Lineage: Eukaryota; Dinophyceae; Suessiales; Symbiodiniaceae. The record is from the annotation of a GenBank genome assembly.
AUGUUGCGUCGGUUCUUGCAGCGGGUGUUUAGGUUGCUGGAAGAAGCCCAACAGCAGAUCGUGGAGCUCACCAGUGUGAUUGGGCACAAGGGAGAAUUGUUGGCCGAAGAAGGCCGACGAGAUCAAGCAGGAAGCGGGAAGGCCAUCUUUGGAAGUGGGCGCUAUGGAUCGGCAUCUGGACGCUUUGAUUGCUCAGGAAAGGAUGGGUCGAGCGCCUCCAAUCCCAGCAGCUUCGUCGUGUCUCGGCGGACGGUGCCGAGGGGAGGUGGACGAGCUUCAUUGACAACUAUGAAGGACGUAUGUGGCCACAUGCGCGAGUGCAGCUGCGGCAAGACCGAAACCACGUCGAUUGGCAGAGCCUGGUUACCUGAACGAAGAUUCAGUCGGAUUGAUGCCGAGCUUAGCUGGGUAGCCGACAAGGUGUUGAGCUUGGACGACUGGCUGGUAGGUGCCGCCACCCCCGCCACCGAGCAACGGCAGUUUGCCAUCGAUACCCAAAACUCCACCGCCACCGUCAUUGAGGAGGUCUACACAACAUUGAGGGAUAGUGGCUUUGAUGCGCGCCAGGUAACCACAUUGGAAUUCAAUAGCUUCUUGGAGCGUCAAUUGUGGCCGUCCUUCGAUACAAGUGCGAGCCCAGCGCACCUCCUCACAAUUGCUCUUCUGAUCAAUGAGAAGGUGCGCGAUGGGAGCGUGUCGGCAUGGGAUUCCAUCGCUUUGCGCAAAGAGAAGUUUUCCGGUUAUUUCGAAUGCAUGCUGGAACUCUGGACAUCGGGGAAGCUGACACUUCGAGAGAAGUCUCAUGUGCUCCAAUUCUUGAUCAACUGCUUCCAAAGUUUGGAGCAAGAGUUCGUUCGUGAUUGCUGCCUCAGGCUGACUGGUUUGCAGUCCUGGUUCCAUCUCAAUGACCUGCAUAGAGAGAAGCUCCUUUCCAUCAACAAGAAGCUCCCUGCUUUUUGGAAGAAGGUCCAGAAGAAGUAUGCUGAUCCAAAAACGUCUCAAGCAAAGCAUGAACGGAACUUCAUGGCCGAGCUGCUCGACGAGUUCUUGGCUUCGCUGGAAGCCUUUGGAGAUCGACAGCUCAGCGUGGAGGAGCUUUCGUACUUGGAGCGAUGCAUUGAGCUCAUGGUCGACUUGCUAGACCAAUUGCCAACUCGACGUUUCUUCCGGCCUCUUCUUGUGGACAAACACAUUGUUGUACGGUGCAAACGCUCGAAAGUGGCGCAGCUUCCGGAGGCCAGGCUUCUCAAUCAGCUCUUGGGGAUCCUCAGAUACUACGAGAACUUCGAGAUAGAUGACACGACUGGCAAACCUUUGACUAGACGCGAAGUCACUGAUCUUCACUAUGACCGCUUGCAGCUCUUGCAAAGAGUAUGCUUCCAGGAAUUUCCUGAGAAUCCAAGCCUCAAGCAGAUCAUGCUGAUCAACGUUGCAAACCUUGAUACAAGGGAAGCACUGCUGGAGAACUUCACCGUGCUGCCAUUGGAGGUCCUCAAAGUGCUUUGCGCGAAGGUUUGCUAUUUGGAUGUCAGCAAAGAUUCCACACUUGUUGCGAUGGAACAGAAGGUUCUUGAGGCAAUAGCGGCGCAGGAACGAUUGGAAGCUGAGAAAGAGGAGCCAAAGGAACCCAAAAAGAAGAAGCGAAAGAAGAAAGUGAAGACAGAGGAAGAGAAGAGACUGUGCGAACUUUUAGUCGAGAUCUUGGUGAAUAGGUUGGAACGUCCUGUGAUGCAGCAAGAUGAUGUUAUGAAGAUGCCGCUCUACCCCACAGAGGAUCUCAUUUGGGAUCCCAACUUGGUUCCAGAGGAACACUACUCAGGUGACUAUUCUUUGGCGUUGCCCAAGUUGAACCUCCAGAAGGAGAACAACUUCAAAGCUAUUCUCCACACCAUCAGGAGCCUCAUGAACAAUGAAGACACGGUUGUUCCUGACUGGCUGCAUGAUUUGUUCCUGGGUUAUGGUGACCCUGGAGCUGCACAGUACUGGAAAUUGCCGACUGCGCUGAACGAAAUUGACUUCAGAGACUUGUCAAAUUUGAGGGUAGUGACGAAAGAAUCAUUUCCAGAUGCCGAUGACGUUGAUGUGCCAGAGAAUUUGCAGCGGCCCUUCCGCUUGAGCUUCGAAAAGGUCACAGAGAAGACCGAACCUGGAAAGCCUCGAGAGAAUUCCAUCCGGUUUACUCCUGUCCAAGUCGAAGCCAUCCGGUCUGGUGUGAAUCCUGGUCUCACAAUGGUGGUGGGUCCUCCCGGCACUGGGAAGACUGACACGGCGGUGCAGGUGGUAAAUUUGCUCUUCCACAAUUUUCCGGAUCAGAAGAUAGUCUUGGUGGCCCACUCCAACCAAGCCUUGAAUGAUCUCUUCGAGAAGAUUGUGGCCCUGGAUAUCCCAGAAAGAUAUCUUCUGAGAUUGGGUCGUGGCAUUGAGGAGUUGGAUGCCAAGCAGGAUUUUAGCAAGUGGGGGCGUGUCAACCACAUGUUGCAAGGGCCUCAGUCGCACAAAGGUGCAGACCAGGGCCCUAUGCCUAUGGAGGUGGAUCGUCUUCAGCAGAAGGGAAAAGACAAGGGCAAGUCAAAAGGGAAAGAACAGAAGGGCAAGAGCAAGGGCAAAUCAGAGAAGGGCAAAGACAAGGGCAAAGGGAAGUCAGAGGGCGGAGGCAAGAGUGGAAAAGGAAAAGGGGGCAAAGAGAAGGGAAGAAAAGGAAAGAACACUACAGAGGAGAUUCUCGCCUUCGUGAAGUCCUAUGCGGGAAAGAGAGAAGAAGCCAGAGAGCUGGUGGAGGAUGAGCCCAAUCAAGAUGGUGGACGAGAAGGUGGAGGAGAAGCGGCUGGAGAGGCUUGGAGUGCUCGCCCCAAUGGAGAAGAGGCUGGAGGGAUACAAGAGUUUCACCACGAGAUUCGUGCGGGAUUGGAGAGCCAAGCCGAGAACCAAGGACCCAGGAGCACCGAAACAGUGUCUGCGGAGAUCAAGGCUGGUGGACAAGCCCUACGGCUGCUACCGUCCAUCUACCUCAUGAAGAAGGCAGAGGAGGAGCAUGGUGGACUUGAAUACACCUUAGGUCUUGAGGAAAAGGUGGAGAAGAGCAAUGGCAUCAUGAUGAUGGUUGUGGUGGUUAUGGCAUUGAUGAUAGCACCACUGGCGUGGGCGGUGUACAAGCUUUGGGGCAUUGUCGAGGAGUUGAAGACCAAGAUUGCCGACGCCAAGGACAGUGCCUAUGUCAACGGGGUGUCCACCAGGGCCUAUGUACAAGGCAUGCGAGAAGAGAUGAAGGAAAUGAAGAGUUACAGCCAGAAGAUCCAUAGAGGUCUGAUCAAAGCCUCAGGAUACAUCAACAAAGAAGAGGUGAGUGAAGAGGAUUGGCAGCACUGGAACUACAUCCAGCGCUCCAACGAGGGCUUCGACUUGCGGCGAAUCCACGCCCAGAUCAAGGCCUAUAAGCAGGAGAAUGAGCGAGACGAUGGGCCAAUUGACUUGCGGCCCUAUCGCAACACGGAGGAUGAAGAGAUGCAGGAGGAAAGUGAAGAGGAAACCGUAACAGUGCGGCUCGACGGCGGAGAGGUAGUGCAGAUCCCUCUACGUUUUGUAGAGCCACGUGAGCCGGAGAGUGAAGAUGAAGCAGCAGCACCACAGAUGGAAGUGAGCGAGGCACCCCAGGAAGUUGAGUGGGCGGACGAAGAUCUGCCCACUCCGGAGGUCAGAGACCCCACCAUCAAUCAGGCGACAAGUGCCUGGCUUACGCAGGAAGAUCUUGUAGAGUUGAAGGGUUAUGAUUCGGCAUGCGCCCGAUCGGGAUUACGUGCAAAACAGCACAUGCUCAACCUACAGAAGGAAUGGCAGAAGGAUGUGGCAUAUACCUGUGAGAAUGCACAGCACUUUUUCCUGCACCACGUUCAAUACCGCUGGGAAGACUUUCAUCGAAAGCUGAGUAUCGCCGGCAAGAACGGGGUAAACAUCCACAAGGUUUUGUCGAAGCCAGCAACCAAAAAGCGCCGACUGGAAGAGGACGCUGAGGCAGAAGGAUCGUCGAGGCAAGUCCUGCCAUUCGACCACUUGCAGCGGCACAUCGAAAGUCGCAAUGCCGUGGCCUUGUUGUUGAAAGGAGAGACCACAGUGAUUUCCCUGUUGUUCCCCUUCAGCAAGUUCUUUGCAGAUGCUCCACAGCCAUUGUUUCCUGGAGACUCCUAUGAAUCAGACCUGGAGAUCGCAGAAGGAUGCUUUAGGUAUUUCGAAAACAUGUUCAGUGAGAUUGAGGAGUGCCGUGCUUUUGAGCUCUUGCGAAAUAGCAUCCUGGCCAAGAACGGUGUCCAGACAUUUCUGAGGCCGAGCAUUGCUGAAUUGUACAGCUGGCGAUAUCGUGAUUUGGGUAACCUGCCCAAUGUCCUCACAGACGAGAGGUACAGAUAUGCAAAUGCUGGACUGACAUAUCCGUAUCAAUUCGUGAACGUAGAGGACUUUGAGGGUCGCGGUGAAUCACAGCCAACGCCAUACUUCUACCAAAAUUUGGGGGGAGGCAGAAUAUUGCGUGGCACUCUUUAUGUAUAUGCGUUUGAUGGGGAUCCCUGCGGAGAGGAUUUCUAUUUUAUCGACCUACAACGGACAGAAGGCCCUGCUGCGAGAUGUGGUGAGGACAAGGUGUUCAUGGAAUCCACUUUUUGGCGAGCCAGCAAAGAUUACCACUGUCGACAAGUACCAAGGGCAGCAGAAUGAUUUCAUCAUCGUUUCCCUUGUUCGAACACAGCAUGUGGGCCAUCUUCGAGAUGUUCGACGCUUGGUCGUCACCAUGAGCCGUGCACGCUUUGGGCUCUAUGUCUUUGGCAGGAAACUUGUCAGCAUAAACUCGGAGUUUUGCCGAAUGUUGCAGCCUUCAAACCUCACAAAAUGAACACAUGUUGUUUUCCAAGCUGCAAGAGCAAGCUGGUGCAAAGCGACUUCUGGAGGCUGAGACAUGCGGAACCUUGGUGAAGGAUUUGCAACAGACGCGAGGUUCCUUAGAGGGUUGUCAAGUGUAUUUCGAGUCUCAAUGUCGCAAGGCUUUGGAUGAGGUCCACCUCGCCUUGAAGGCACCAAAUCGGAAAAUUUCAGAAAGGUGGAAAGGUCAAAGGAAGAAAGAUGAAGAAAGAUAGAAAAAAGGAAGCUCAGUCUAUUCAAGUUUCAAAGAGAAAGUCUGAGUAACGUAAGAUGAUUGCAGUAUGUUCGCAUGAUGUGCGCAUGAAUUUGCAACAUGCAAAUGCAUCACUUGCAUCAUCCGCAUCAUGCGCAUCACGGGCAUAAACCGAAGAGAAAAGUUGAGAGCCAUUCAAGUGUACCCACAAUCGGCCGGUCGGCGGAAAAGAGACGAAGGUGUCGGCCGACCAAAGUAAA